Messenger RNA from Plenodomus lingam JN3, 2088 nucleotides. RefSeq lists its product as uncharacterized. Lineage: Eukaryota; Fungi; Ascomycota; Dothideomycetes; Pleosporales; Leptosphaeriaceae. The record is from RefSeq and is a predicted model, not a curated record.
AUGGGUACAAGCUUCACGUCAAUGGAUGACAGUCGCUCGUCAAACGGACCAGUCAAGACGGCCGGCAUGCAGCUCCGAGAAGUCGCUAGGCUGGCCAUUCAUGUACCUCCUGAACUCUCUCUCUCUUCUCGCAGGCAUGGAGAGCACCGACUCCGGCCUCCGCCCGCCAUCAUCAGCAGCAACAUCGACGCUGCGGCUUCCCAGGUUCGACAAUUGUCUGAUGAUUUGACAACUGGUCAGCAAAGGGGUGCGUGUGCAUGUGCGUGGAGGGCUCGCUCCCGCGUGAAACAUACCCGCGACGGCGCCAAUUCUGCUCGUGGUGGGCAGGCAGAGAGUUGUGGCGCAAUGGAACGCCGUCGACGCCAAGGCCAGCUGGGUGAGAGAGAGGGUUCAGGUGGCCACCAGGUGUGGUCGCCGCACUAUCCAAGGGGUCUCUACGUGAGUUUUACCAGACCAACUACUGUCACUUUUGGUGGCUACGUGUCUGUCAGGCACCCUUUUCUUCUCCGCCAUUGCGACAUCGGGAGAUUCCUGUUUCGUCAUUCACAGCUACCUUGCCCAACACCCUCGUCGUACUGUAGCGAGGAUAUCCUGGAAGUUGCUCGCGCAUCAACCGAGGCCUGGUCCAACUACGUCUUUUCUGGAGCAUUGGGCUCCAUUGGCGCGGUCUGUUGUCGACGUGCCUACUCUAGGGCUGCGUUUAUAUCCAAACCAUCUGGACUUCAGCACUCUCCCCGAUACCCCAAACGUCGUCCAUAUACAGCUCCAAGUACGAUCGAUUGCAGCAGCCCAACCCUUCUCUCGCACACCUGUCCCGCACACGCAGCUCUUCCUCGUGAAAUCCACGUCACGUAUCUCACCGCAGCCCUCGCCUCUGCCGAAUCUUGCGCUGCCAGUCUCCUGUCGCUCUGCAAGCCUACAAGCUGGCAAAUUACGCAACGCCGCCAGUCUCCCCAUUGGGGCAUCGGGCACUUGAGCCGCCCUUUACUUUUCAAAUCAAGGGCUUCAUAUCCUGGCGUGACCGCACCCGACCGCUUCAGACAGGCGCCCUUAACCGCGUCUGCACCUACCACCCUGCCUUCGUCGGGCAGCCGCGCACAAGGCUACGCCUACGCCUAUGGAGAGGGUUCCCAAUUCGCCUCGUCCAUUCAGCCCUCGGGGGUUUCGUACAGCGCACAAGAUUAUGCUUCCGAGCAGCAACAACAGGCGCAGCGACCCACACAACAAUAUACGCCAUACGGACAAAACGUCAUGUAUGGUGUGUCUGGCACCCAGGGCUCUGCGCCAGGGUCGUCACAUUAUGAGCCUGUGGAACCUUACCAGCAAAACAGGGACUCGGCGAUACAAGUUCUGAGCACCGGCUUUGGUGUCGCACCAGCAGCGCAGCCAUACUAUGAGGGUGGGCCCACGAGCGCGCCUGCGCCUUCAAGCGUUCCCUCACAAUUCUCAUCACUAGCAUAUACCGCAACGCAAACCCAUGCUGGGCGAGAAUCUCUCGCACCAGCUUACACCGCCUCUGGAAUGACAGACCCUCACUCCUCUACUCAAGGGAGCUAUUCUCAAGCUUUCAACGAGCCGCACGGCAGCGGCAACGAGUACGAUGACUUUUACAACAACUAUCAGACAGAACUGAAGAAGACGUUUGAGUGUGUGCGUGACAGCCGACUUAGUGAGGCCGGGUCUCAGCUGUACAGGCUGUCAGACUGGCUCUUGCAUUGGGCCGAGACACUGGGCCUAGUGCGCGACGACGAGACACACUACCAGCAGCGGCUGAAGCUAUGGGAGGAAUUCAAUACGUGCUGGCUCGCCACGCUGCAGAAGCAGAAAACAGCCACGCAAGAUAUGAUCAGCACAGGACAGCGCCCUCAACCGCCACAGUCUCUUAUUGAUUACGACACACUUGAGAAGAUGGGUACACAGCUAGUCAAAAACUGUGAUGCCAUGGAGAAGCACGGCCUCGUAGACUACCAAAUGGGCGUAUGGGAGGAGGAGAUUGUCGCCAUGUUAACUUCCUGCCUCGACCUCCUUGAAGAAGCUGGUGGUGGCUCUUCCGCACAGCGCCCUACCUCGACAGCACGCAGACGCUGA